Messenger RNA from Aspergillus tubingensis, 2415 nucleotides. RefSeq names its product putative extracellular serine-rich protein (gene agd3). Gene Ontology annotation, biological process: carbohydrate metabolic process. The transcript is spliced from 2 exons. The record is from RefSeq and is a predicted model, not a curated record. The coding region runs from base 1 to 2415 and encodes 804 amino acids. Lineage: Eukaryota; Fungi; Ascomycota; Eurotiomycetes; Eurotiales; Aspergillaceae.
AUGAAUACCCUAAAAUCGUCGAUUACCAGUCUCAACUGCUUUCUGGGCUUUAUAACUUGCAAGACUCCCCCGGGGAUUUGGCCACAGAAUCCGACGGUGCUGACCAGUGCAUCUUCUGCCUCAUCUACUCCUGUCGCUGAAGUCACCGGGCCUACCGCUCCUGGUACUACUUCAGCUGUCCAUUCGUUGACUACCACGACUACUUCUUCUUUCGUUUCCUUCUUGUCCAGUACUAGCUCUGCCCCGUCCAGCUUUGUGACCUCGGCAGCCUCUUCUACCACAUUCGUUGAUACCUCUGCUAGCGGGUCAGUCAGCGCCCUAAGCAGCAGCACUGCCAGCACUAUGUCUGUCAGUCUGAGUCUCAGCUCGAGCAUUGUGGCGUCGUCUGCUGUUCCUGCAGCGACGCCCGUCAGCAGCGGCUCCAUCGCCGCCAACAUCCUGGUGAUUGCGCGCGACACUGCCUCUGCAGGCGUGGCAUCAUCUGGUCUCAAUGCCUAUGGCAUUCCCUUCACUACUCUGGUCGUGCCCCAGUCUGGCGCCAGCCUGCCCGCCCUGAACGGCACCGAAGGUGGCAACUUCGCCGGUAUUGUGGUUGCCAGUGAAGUCAGCUACAACUACGGCAAUGCCACAGGGUACCAGAGUGCUCUCACUACGGACCAAUGGAACCAGCUGUAUGCCUACCAGCUGGCUUACGGUGUGCGCAUGGUGCAGUACGACGUGUAUCCGGGCCCUAGUUACGGCGCCAGCGCUGUCGGCGACGGCUGCUGUGCAACCGGGGUCGAACAAUUGAUGUCGUUCAGUGACAUCAGCGACUUCCCAACGUCUGGCCUGAAGACUGGCGCUGGUGUGAGUACCAGUGGCCUCUGGCACUAUCCUGCCACCGUAUCCAACACUACCUCCACCAAAGAAAUCGCUCGUUUUGCCGCCAACUCCGAUUCGGGCAGCGAGACCACUGCUGCCGUGAUCAACAACUUCGAUGGCCGUGAGCAAAUGGCCUUCUUCAUCUCCUUCGACACCACUUGGAGCGCCACCUCCACCUACCUGCAGCACGCAUGGAUCACCUGGCUCACCCGCGGCCUGUACGCGGGUUACCGCCGCGUGAACCUGAACACUCAGAUCGACGACAUGUUCCUGGAAACCGACAUCUACAAGCCCAACGGCACCACCUUCCGCAUCACGCCGGCCGACCUGGACGGCAUUGCUAACUGGCUGCCGGAAAUCAAUGGCAAGAUGAACGCCGGCAGCAACUACUACGUCGAAGUCGGCCACAACGGCAACGGCAACAUCGAAUCCGCCGCUGGCGUCUCCGACGAGGCCUACACCACUUGCAACGAGGGCGGCAUCGAGUACGACUCGCCCGCCGACACCCCCCUGGAAUGGAAGAAGCCCGUGGGGACCGGCACCAACCUUUGGCCCUCCUCUCCCACCACCUACGACUGGUCCGUUGCCUGCACGCAGCUCGACCCUCUCCUCCUCUGGUGGACCAACACUACCAACCAGGACAAGUUCGGCCACAUCUCCCACACCUUCACCCACGAAGAGCAAAACAAUGCCACCUACUCCGAUGUCUACAAGGAAAUCUCCUUCAACCAGGCCUGGCUGAAACAAGUCGGCAUCUCCUCCGCCAAGCACUUCACUUCUAACGGUAUCAUCCCUCCCGCCAUCACGGGCCUGCACAACGGCGAUGCCCUGCGCGCCUGGUGGGAAAACGGCAUCACCAACUGCGUUGGUGAUAACACGCGCUCUGCCCUCCUGAACCAACAGAAUGACAUGUGGCCCUACUGGACCAAUGAAGCCUCUGACGGUUUCGACGGUAUGCAGGUCAACCCGCGCUUCGCCACCCGCAUCUACUACAACUGCGAUACCCCAGACUGCACGCUGCAGGAAUGGAUCGACACCUCCGCUGGAUCCGGUGACUUUGAUAACUUGCUCGCUACGGAGAAGGGCGAAGUCAUGCGUCACCUGUUCGGUCUGCACCAUGACCCCUACAUGUUCCAUCAGGCCAAUCUGCGUAAUGCCGAUGUGGACGCCAUCACAGUCAACGGCGUCUCGGCCAAGUACUCCAUCUUCCAAGCGUGGGUGGAGACCCAGGUGCAGGAGUUUGUGCGCUUGGUCGAUUGGCCCCUUGUUACUAUCAACCAUGAAGCUAUGUCCGCCUCCUUCCUGGCCCGCUACACUCGCGACGCCUGCAACUACUCCCUGCGCUACACCAUCUCCGAUCACAAGAUCACGGGCGCCACCCUCUCUGCGACGGAUAAUACCUGCAAUGCUACCAUCCCCGUCACGUUCCCCGUGGCACCGACCAACACGCAGGGCUUCACGACCGAGCAGGUCGGAAGUGAUCCGUUGACCGUGUGGGUGCAGCUGUCGGGGUCGCCGGUCAGCUUCACGCUGUCGACGCCGAUUGCGCUGUAA